AUGGAAGGUAAACGCGGCAACGGCAGCGGAGACGGCGACGGCAGAGGCGGCGACGUGGGCGUCAGCAGAGGUACCGACAGCAGAGACGGCGACGACAGAAGCGGCGACGUUUGCGGAAACGGCGACGGCAGAGGUGCUGACGGCAGAGGAAGCGACGGCAGACGCGGCGACGGCGGCAGAGACGGCGGCAGAGACGGCGCCGGUGGCACCGACGAAGAUCAGGGCGGAGAUGGAGACCGGCAGGCCGAGCACAGUGACCGACACGUCGGAGAACCCACCUGGGAGGCCGGAGAUCGAGUCCUGGGAGCGCGGGCCAUGGGAGUGGCCGAGUACAGUGGCGGCAACGGCCGGAAGGCCCUGCCUGAAAGGGCAGGCAUCGUGCCCGGAGCCUCGGACGGUCGCGGGAGCGCAGGCCCGGAUCCGGUUGGUGGGGCGCCGGGUGAAGAAACUGAUCAGCGUGCGGGGAGUGCUGGUACCGCCAGAUGGCGCACGUCGCAGUACAGAAAUCCCGCCCAAUGCCAGAUUCAAAACGAUGGAUGA
Messenger RNA from Drosophila obscura, 540 nucleotides. RefSeq names its product protein qua-1-like. Bases 1 to 540 code for a protein of 179 amino acids. The record is from RefSeq and is a predicted model, not a curated record. NCBI's taxonomy places the organism in Eukaryota, Metazoa, Arthropoda, Insecta, Diptera, Drosophilidae. The transcript has a single exon.